CUUGCUCUGGGCCCAUUAAAAUAGUUCAAAUUGGAGGGUCUUUUUGUUAUUGCAAUGGGCUCAAAAGAACUCCCCUUGGCCUUCUCUCACUUCUCCAGUCUCCACAGUUCGCAGUUGUUUCCUCCAGUCUAUAAGCUACCCUUACCCUUCUGUAUAUAUCAAAGCACAAACAGAAUUAAAAAUCUUUCUUCUGCUACUUCUUCUGUGGUGCAGAAAGAAUACAAACCGGACGGUCUCCUCCAAUUCUAGCUAUGGUUCCAUUCGUACCCUCCAUAUCUAAAGGUAGGUCCUUUGCAAUUUUACCAGCUACAUGAUUCUUCAAGAACCCAUUUUUAAUAUCUCAAUUUUCCACGAGGAAAAUCUUUUUGUUCACAUAUAUGAGUACUUAAUCUGAUUAGGUUUCUCACCUUAGCAUUACAUUCUUAAUUCUGCAUUUUAGCUUGCUCACCCUUUCUUCUGUUGUAUUCUCAAAGCAAGUUUAGAGUGUCUUGUAAAAUUGUGCACUUUGUUGAGGAAUUUUAGUGUCUUAAUCUGAGAAAACCUGGUAAAAAUAGUUGCUUUUGAGCAAUACCCAUCUCCUAAAAUGUCUAGAAUUCUCUGUGGGUUGAACCAGAAAGAUAGUAAUUUGGUAUACCCACCACCUUCCUCAUUUUCAGUUCCUUCUGUUAGCGUUAACAAUGGACAGGAAUUAUCCCCGUCAUCGUCAUCAUCUUCAUCAUCAUCAUCAUCUCUUAGCAAUAUCAGUCCAGUACUUCUUUUGGUUAUAGUAAUUCUAGCUGUUAUCUUUUUCAUCUCUGGCCUUGUUCAUUUGCUUGUAAGAUUUCUCAUAAAGAGGUCAUCUUCCUCAAUCUUUCAAUCCAAUAGAUACCCAGAAACCUCUGGGUCUCGUGCUAUUCAAAGGCAGCUUCAACAGCUCUUUCGGUUACAUGACGCGGGCCUAGAUCAAACUGCGAUAGAUUCUCUACCUGUGUUCUACUGCAAAGACAUUAUUGGUUCAAAAGAGCCUUUUGAUUGUGCUGUUUGUCUGUGUGAAUUUUCUGACCAGGACAAGCUGAGAUUGCUCCCUAACUGUGGUCAUGCUUUUCACAUUGAUUGUAUUGACACUUGGCUCCUCUCAAAUUCAACAUGCCCCCUUUGUAGAGGGACCCUUUUGAGCUCUGGGUUUUUCUUGGAAAAUCCAGUGUUCAAUUUUGAUGAUGCUAGGGAAAUGUCAAAUAGGUUCGUUAGUGAGGGAGAUAACAUGUGUUCAAGUGGUCAGAAACAUUUAACCAUGGAGGAAGCUGCUGGUGAAAAGAGGGUCUUUUCUGUAAGACUUGGAAAGUUCAGAAGCUUAAAUGAAGGAGUAGAAAGUGGAGGGAGAGUGGGAGAAACCAGUAGCUGUAAUUUGGAUGCUAGGAGAUGUUACUCAAUGGGUACAUAUCAAUAUGUGGUUGGUGACUCAAAUCUGCAAGUGGCCUUGUCCCAUGAUUGUGGUGGAGAUAGUGAUGCCAAGCUUGUCAAAGAGGAAGUUCAUAAUGGGAACUUCACAGUUAAUGGGAAUCUGGAGGGGAAGAAAAUCAGUGGCCGGCAUAAGGGUGAGAGCUUCUCUGUUUCAAAGAUCUGGCUUUGGUCCUCGAAAAACCGAUUCCCAGGUUCUUCGAAUGCUCAUACUGGUGUACCUCCUUUUAGAUUAAGUUCUCCAAUCAGAUGAAACAUGAGCUGUAUAAUUAGUGUAUGUUAUGUAUGACUGAAAAUUAAGCUUAGAAGUUAUGCCUUUUACUUUCUUUUUCAUUGUACACACGGAUGCUUAAUUACUUGUAAGUUCAAUUUAGCAAGAGCUAUGUCCAGCAAUGUCCAGACCAGAUAAAGAAAAUGGGAAUUAUGAUCUAAAAACUAAACCCACAUAAGCGUUUCUUUUUGAAAGCAAGAGCCGUUUACUUUGGGUUCUUCAUAAGCAAGAAACAUGCAGAUCAAAGUAUCAAACACAACAAGGGACAAAUAAUCAGAGCCUUUGACUACUUUCCUUCAUUAUGCAGAAAUCUCAUGGUGAUGAACAAAGCACUUUUUCAAAAGAUCAAGAGAAGCAAACUGGCCGAAGAUGGCAGCAAAAUAGCUUUUUGGGAAACAAUAAUGGGCUCACCAUAUAUGAUUCAAAUUUGGGUUUGGGCUAAAGGUACUUGCUUUUAGUUUGUUUGGGCCUCUCAUAGCACCAAAACAAAAGAUGACCUUGGACUUGGAAACCCAGUUGGCUUUUAGGUUCCUCGCCAUAAACGGGUCGUCGUUUUCUUUUCUUCCUCCCUCUCCUUCUCCUUUCCUCUUCCUUUUUCACUCUAUUUUCUCCUUCACAAACAGUGUCUCAGUCUGACAGUCUCUCUCUCUCUGAAAAUGGCGCUGGCAGAGAGACCGACUGUCCGAGUCUCGAACAUUCCCCAAACAGUGACAGCCAAAGAGCUCCUAAGCUUCCUCCAGUCAAAACUCGGGCCUGACUCAGUCUUCGCCGUCGAAAUCAUCAGCGAUCACAAGAACUGGAAGUCACGAGGCUUCGGUCGCGUCCAAUUCACGACCCUUGAGGCCAAAUCAGAAGCAUACUCUCUUUCCCUUCAGAACGGCCUCGUCUUCAAGUCAGAAAGCCUCAGACUUUCCGAGACCUACGACGACAUCAUCCAACGGCCGGUGGACCCAAAACGCCGACUGAACGGCACCGUUUUGCAUGCGGGUUUUAUGGUAAAGGGCGACUGCAUGAGCAUGUUGGAGUCUUGGGAGGGCGUGAGAGCUUGGGUCAUGCCCGAGAGGAAGCGGGUCGAGUUCUGGGUCUGGCUGAGAGACGAGUGUUACAAACUGGAGAUUGCAUUUGAGAAUAUUAUAGAGUCGUUCGGGUGCCGUUUGGGUGGAGAGAAAGUGAAUGCCCUUCUCUUGAAGCUCAAGUUUGGUCCGAGGAUCUUUCGUAAAAUUUCUGGACCUAAUGUAGCUGCCAGAUUUAGCACUGAUCGGUAUCACGUAUGCAAGGAUGAUUUCGAUUUCCUCUGGGUACGAACUACCGAUUUUUCGGAUAUGAAAUCUAUCGGGUAUUCUACUUCAUUCUGUUGGGAGAUUGAGGAGGAGUUUUCUGUCUCAGAUGUAUUUGAAUGCUUCCCAUACUAUAAAGAUAAUGAUGUGGUGGAUCUCAUUUUAGAUAAUGGUGAAAAAUACUGUUCGCCAUCUGAGACAGUUCCACUUGUGAAGUGCAGAUCAGAUUCAAAGUUACCAUAUGAGAUCCUUUUCCAGCUCAAUGCACUUGUUCAUUCCCAAAAGAUUAGUCUUGCAGCAACAGACUCUGAUCUGAUUGAGUUCCUUAGUGGUUUAAGCGUCGACACUACUAAUGUGCUUCUUGAGAAGCUGCACAAGCGCAAGACCACUUGUUAUGACCCUCUAUCAUUCUUAAAGAUGCAAUUACAUGUCUUAGAAAGAAACCAUAAGAGUCGUCCCUCACCCUAUAAAAGAUUAAUGGAACAUAAUGUAAUGAGUUGUCAUAGAGUCUUAAUUACCCCAUCAAAGAUUUGUUGCUUAGGUCCUGAGCUUGAAAAAUCAAACUAUGUUGUAAAGAAUUUUGCAGCCUAUGCUUCAGAUUUUAUGAGAGUUACAUUUGUUGAUGAAGAUUGGAGUAAGCUUCCUGCAAAUGCUAUAUCCACAAGUAUUCAGCAAGGUAUUUUUGCAAAACCCCAUAGAACUGGAAUAUAUCAUCGGAUGUUGUCUAUUCUUCGAGAUGGGAUUGUUAUAGGAGAAAAAAGAUUUGAGUUUCUGGCUUUCUCGGCUAGUCAACUUCGAUCAAGUUCUGUUUGGAUGUUUUCUUCUAAUGACAAUGUAAAAGCAGAAGAUAUUAGAGAAUGGAUGGGCUGCUUCAGCAAGAUCCGCAGUAUAUCUAAAUGUGCAGCUAGGAUGGGUCAACUGUUCAGUUCUUCUACCCAAACUCUUGUUGUUCCUGCACAAGAUGUAGAGAUUAUUCCUGAUGUUGAGACUUCUUCGGAUGGCGUAACUUACUGCUUCUCAGAUGGUAUUGGAAAGAUUUCUCUAUCUUUUGCCAGGAAAGUUGCUCAGAAGUGUGGUUUGGAUCAAACUCCUUCAGCAUUUCAGAUUCGAUAUGGUGGAUAUAAAGGGGUGAUAGCUGUUGACUGUAGAUCCUUUCGGAAGCUAUCUUUGCGCAGCAGUAUGCUCAAAUUUGAAUCAAAAAAUAGAAUGCUUAAUGUCACCAAAUGGAGUGAUGCCAUGCCCUGCUAUCUGAAUCGAGAGAUUAUUUCCCUCUUGUCUACCUUAGGGGUAAAGGAUGAAACAUUUGAGGCAUUGCAAGACGAACAAUUGCGUCUUCUGGGGAAAAUGCGGACAGAAAGAGGCGCGGCAUUGAAUGUCUUAGAGAGAUUGAACGGGGCUGAUUCCAAAAAUACUCUUGUAAAGAUGUUACUUCAUGGUUAUGAGCCAAAUGUGGAACCUUACCUCUCAAUGAUGCUUCAAGCAUAUUAUGAGAACCACUUGUCUGAUUUAAAAAGUAGAUGCCGAAUAUUUGUCCCAAAAGGCCGGGUCCUGGUUGGGUGCUUGGAUGAAACUGGAAAUCUAGAUUAUGGUCAAGUUUAUGUUCGAAUAACCAUGACAAAAGCAGAGCAAGAAAUGGGGGAUCAGAGUUUCUUCCAGAAGGUGGAUGAGACAACAUUUAUAGUAACAGGGAAGGUGGUUGUCACAAAAAAUCCUUGUCUUCACCCAGGAGACGUCAGGGUACUUGACGCUGUCUAUGAUGUGGUACUCGAGGAGAAGAAUAUGGUGGAUUGCCUUAUAUUUCCCCAAAAAGGAGAAAGGCCUCAUCCAAAUGAAUGCUCUGGGGGUGAUCUUGAUGGGGACUUGUUUUUCAUAAGUUGGGAUAAAGAUCUGGUCCCUUCUCAUACUGUACCUCCCAUGGACUACUCUGCACGGAGACCUCGUAUAAUGGAUCACACUGUGACCUUAGAGGAAAUUCAAAAGUUUUUUGUUGAUUACAUGAUAAAUGAUAAUUUGGGUGCCAUCUCUACUGCACAUCUAGUUCACGCUGACCAUGAACCAGACAAAGCUUUGAAUCCAAAAUGCCUGCAGUUGGCAGACCUGCACUCCAUGGCCGUCGACUUUGCAAAAACUGGUGCACCUGCCGAAAUGUCCCGGACCUUAAAACCUAAAGAAUUUCCAGAUUUCAUGGAACGGGUGGACAAACCCAUGUACAUCUCAAAUGGGGCACUAGGAAAACUCUACCGUGCAGUCGUUGGCUCAGUGUUGCAAGAAAAAACAAACUUGGUUUGGUCAGAGCAGAUUGCUGAAGCAGCUUACGAUCAGGACCUUGAAGUGGAUGGUCUGGAGUCGGUUCUUGAAGUUGCAAAAGGUCAUAGAGACAUGUACAUAGAGAAGAUGAGGACGAUGAUGAACUAUUAUGGGGCAGUGACCGAGGAUGAAAUACUGACAGGUAAUCUGCGAAAUCGUGCAGCAUAUCUGCAACGCGAUAACAGGAGAUAUGGAGAUAUGAAGGAUCGGAUAUCACUGUCACUCAAGAACCUACAAAAAGAAGCAAAAGGAUUGUUUGAAAGCAGCUGCCCAGUUAGUGAGCAUCAGAGAAUGGCCUCAGCAUGGUAUCAUGUCACUUAUCAUCCAUUGUAUUUCCAACAAGACAUGAAUUGCUUGAGCUUUCCAUGGAUUGUAGGUGAUAUUUUACUCAACAUAAAAGCUUUGAAUAAUCCAAGAAAGGACAUAUAGA
Molecule: messenger RNA, 5722 nt
Organism: Prunus dulcis (almond)
Lineage: Eukaryota; Viridiplantae; Streptophyta; Magnoliopsida; Rosales; Rosaceae
Product: RING-H2 finger protein ATL46-like
Exons: 4
Coding region: 584-1690 (368 amino acids)
Source: RefSeq, a predicted model, not a curated record